GGAAGAGGCAGGCGCUGAAAGCAGAGCAGCUCAUACCGUGAAGGGCUGGAAAAUAGCAGCUUCAGUCCAUAAAGAAAGGAGAAGCAAAAUCCAAAAGGAGAAAGAGGUGUUUGCCAUAAAGAAAGGUAAGAGCUGAAACACUUUCCUGUUCGACUUACUGACUCAGAGGGUUGUUAAGAAACCCCACAGGUGUGGCCAGGUGACACACAUUAUACCCGACUGCUCGGACAUGUGCGUCUCCGUGAGAGGGGCAGAGUGAGAAAGAAUCUAUUUGCUGUGAAUUUAAACAUCAGUGAAGGCAGGAGGACACUUCCUCCCUCCUCUGCACGAGGUUCUGCUCAUGGCAAGACCGACAUCCACUCCAAACUGUUCUCAUCUCAUUGACCACAGCCACGUCCAGGAGUUUGAGGUGGCUUUGUGGAUCAAGAUCAUUAUGGCCUUAAUCUACAUCCUCAUCUUUGUUGUGGGCAUCUUGGGGAACAGCAUCACCAUCAAAGCCACCAGGAUCCUGCAGAAGAAAGGCUACCUGCAGAAGGAAGUCACCGACCACAUGGUGAGCCUGGCCUGCUCUGACUUGCUGGUCAUCCUGCUGGGCAUGCCCAUGGAGUUCUUCAGUGCCAUCUGGAGCCCCUUUUCUACCCCCAAUGGCAACAUUGCCUGCAAGCUCUACUACUUCCUCUUUGAAGCCUGCAGUUAUGCCACUGUGCUGCACGUUGCCACCCUCAGCUUCGAGAGGUACAUCGCCAUCUGCCACCCCUUCAAGUUCAAGUCUCUGUCUGGACCCCGCACAGUGAGGCUGCUCAUUGCCUUUGUCUGGGGGACAUCCAUCUUGGUGGCUCUGCCCCUGCCCUUUGCCAUGGGCACAGAAUAUCCCCUGGAAAUCAUUGAGGGCUACCGAAGUACCACGGCCUGUGUCAGACCUUCUCCCAGGCACCACAUACCCGAGCUGAAGGAGAACAUGACCAUCUGUACCAACCUCUCCUCCAGGUGGACUCUCUUUCAAGCCAGCAUCUUCAGUGCCUUUGCUGUGUACAUCAUAGUGCUGGGAUCUGUCACCUUCAUGUGCCACAGCACGAUGAAAGCCUUGAUGAUCCACAAGGAAGGAACUGUGGCAGUGAAGGGAGAAAAAAAGCACCGGAAGUACCUAAGGAAAAGUGAGAGCUCAGAGGGCAAGAGCUCCAGGAGGCAGAUCAUUUUUUUUCUGGGUAAGAACCCUGUCCUCCUCUGCCUCCCCUCUGUCCUCUGCCCCCUUUCCACAUGGGAAGGAAGACCAGAAGUCUCCAAUUCAUCUCGCCAAGUUCCCCCAAAUGGGGAAUGUAUGGUUGGAGACUGGUACAAAAUGAGGGAUAGGCAAUACUUUUAG
Molecule: messenger RNA, 1363 nt
Organism: Empidonax traillii (willow flycatcher)
Lineage: Eukaryota; Metazoa; Chordata; Aves; Passeriformes; Tyrannidae
Gene: GPR39
Product: G protein-coupled receptor 39
Exons: 1
Coding region: 341-1363 (340 amino acids)
Biological process (GO): G protein-coupled receptor signaling pathway
Cellular component (GO): membrane
Molecular function (GO): G protein-coupled receptor activity
Source: RefSeq, a predicted model, not a curated record